Messenger RNA from Miscanthus lutarioriparius, 462 nucleotides. The record is from the annotation of a GenBank genome assembly. Lineage: Eukaryota; Viridiplantae; Streptophyta; Magnoliopsida; Poales; Poaceae.
AUGGAUGAACUUGCAUGCUUUGUGCCCGGUAUGCUGGCAUUGGGAGCGUCAGGCUAUGGCCCCGAAAAGGCAGAGCAAAUUAUGAAUCUUGCAAGAGAGCUUGCAUGGACAUGUUAUAACUUCUACCAAUCAACUCCUACAAAAUUGGCUGGAGAGAACUAUUAUUUCCGUGGCGGACAGGACAUGGUCGUGGGCACAUCAUGGAACAUCCUUAGACCAGAGACUAUUGAGUCACUUAUGUAUUUGUGGCGCCUAACCGGUAAUAAAACAUACCAAGAUUGGGGUUGGGACAUAUUCCAAGCAUUCGAGAAGAAUUCCCGUGUAGAAUCUGGAUAUGUUGGUCUGAGAGAUGUGAAUACUGGUACAAAAGACGACAUGAUGCAGAGCUUUUUCCUGGCGGAGACACUCAAGUACCUGUACCUGCUGUUCUCCCCGCCAUCGUUUAUCUCGUUCGAUGAGUAG